CUGUUGAACACGCUCGGUAACUUUAACAUUAUCAUUGGUUCAUGCUGAAGCAGAGUAUCUCAUUGUACACCGACGAAGAAGAGAAUAGUGUUCACAACUUUGAACCAAGUGGCAAUGAGACAAAGCGGCCCGGUCCAUCGAGUUUAGAACCUUGGAUUAAACAACUUGUCUAGCACUCGUCUCCGUCUUACACUUUUAUCUCUAUCUGUCUAUUUAUUUAUUUAUUUUCUUUUAUUUUCUUUUAUUUUCUUUUCUUAUAUCUCUAUCAUUAUUGCUAGAACGAUCGUCCCGGCGAUGGCUACGCCGACACAUGGGGCAGCGGAGGACCUAGGAGGAACAAUAGAGUUGCGCAACAACACCAACAGCAACGCCACACUCAACCACGACUGGGCGCAUGGUGAUGCAUAUACGGAGGAUAAGAUCGAGGAGGACUACGAUCGGCACACGAUGAUGAGAAACAGAACAGCCGGGAGGGAUGGCUCUCCCUUCCAUGGCAAAGAUGGCCUCCAGCGGCUUUCUUCCCACGCCGACGACGAGUUUGCCGCGCGAAGCGAUCGCAGUGGCUCGAUUGCCUCUACAGAGCGCGUAGAGACCGCGGACGGAGCGGGAGCGGGGGCGGGGGCGGGGGAAGGCCAUGAGGAAGGCGAGAUGGUGUACAAGGUCUACAGGCGGAGAUGGUUCGGGCUCAUACAAUUGACGCUACUCAAUCUCGUCGUGAGCUGGGAUUGGCUCACCUUCUCCCCGGUCUCUCAAUACGCGGCCGAGUACUACGGACAUUCCGAGUCUGACAUCAACUGGUUCUCGACGGCCUUUCUCUUCGCAUUUGUCGUUGCGUCGCCCUUGACCAUCUACAUGCUGCACUGGGGGCCGAAGCAGUCGAUCGUGACGGCCGCCGUCUUCACGAUCCUGGGCAACGUCGUACGCGUGGCUGGAUCGCACUCGCGCGCCGGCGGCAUUUACGGCGUCGUCAUGUUCGGCCAGAUCUUGAUCGGGCUCGCGCAACCCUUCGUCCUAAGUGCCCCAACGCGCUACUCUGAUCUAUGGUUCACAAACCAUGGUCGCGUCGCUGCCACGGCCCUCCCGAGUCUCGCAAAUCCCUUCGGCGCCGCCCUCGGCCAGCUCAUCGUCCCGUUCCUGGCCACCAAGGCCGCGGAGGUGUCGAAUGCCGUCCUCUACGUAACCAUCAUCUCCGUAGCCGUGUCCCUCCCAGCCUUCUUCAUCCCAGCCGCGCCGCCAACCCCCCCGGAACCGUCCGGCUCGAGUUCCAAGGAACCCCUCCGAGAAUCGCUACGCCACCUGAAAUCCCUCGAGCUGUGGCUGAUCCUGAUCCCCUUCGCCGUAUACGUCGGCUUCUUCAACAGCAUCUCCUCGCUCCUCAACCAGAUCCUCGUCCCCUACGGCUUCAGCACCGACGACGCGGGCAUCGCCGGCGCCGUGCUCAUCGUCGUGGGCCUCGUGGCGAGCGCCAUCUCCUCGCCGAUCCUCGACCGCACGAAGGCCUUCAUCCUCGCCAUCAAGGUCGCCACGCCCAUCAUCGGGCUCUCGUACCUCGUCUUCAUCUUCGCCCCGGCGACGCGCACCCUCGCGGGCCCCUUCGUCGUCCUCGCCAUCCUCGGCGCCGCGAGCUUCUCCCUCGUCCCCGUGGCCCUCGAGUACCUCUGCGAGCUCAGCUACCCCAUGAGCCCCGAGGUGACGUCCACCAUCGCCUGGGGCGGCGGCCAGCUUCUCGGCGGCGUCUUCAUCCUCGUGUCCGACGCCCUCAAGGCCGGGCCCACGGCCGACCCGCCCGCGAACCUCGACCGCGCCCUCAUCUUCACCGCCGUGAUAGCGCUCGCCGCUGUCCCGCUGCCGCUGUCCCUCGGUCUCUUCGGACGCAAGGAGAAGCUCGCCCUCAAACGUCUACGAAGCGACGACACGACACACAGCCAGAGUGAUGGCGGGCAGAGUCCUGUGUGAUAUCCAUUUGUUGUACCCGAACUUUCGCGUCCCGGUUGGAUUUGGAUGUUUGUUUCUGGGUGUUUAUCUCUGGGAGGGUUUUUGCAUGCUUGGAGCGUCGUGGCCGGCGGGUUAAUUGUCACAUCCCCCACUUUUAGUGGCGUGUUUCUGGCCGGAUCGUAUUAUCACCAUGUUAAGCAAGGCAUGGGAGUAAUAAGUGCAUUGGGGGUAAAU
This is a messenger RNA of Xylaria bambusicola, 2169 nucleotides long. RefSeq names its product major facilitator superfamily domain-containing protein. Lineage: Eukaryota; Fungi; Ascomycota; Sordariomycetes; Xylariales; Xylariaceae. The record is from RefSeq and is a predicted model, not a curated record. Bases 295 to 1956 code for a protein of 553 amino acids. Gene Ontology annotation, cellular component: membrane. The transcript is spliced from 3 exons. Gene Ontology annotation, biological process: transmembrane transport. Gene Ontology annotation, molecular function: transmembrane transporter activity.